Coniophora puteana RWD-64-598 SS2 is the source of this 3195-nucleotide messenger RNA. RefSeq lists its product as uncharacterized. Lineage: Eukaryota; Fungi; Basidiomycota; Agaricomycetes; Boletales; Coniophoraceae. The record is from RefSeq and is a predicted model, not a curated record. Bases 1 to 3195 code for a protein of 1064 amino acids. The transcript has 14 exons.
AUGACUGCAGUGCGCCGAGCCAAGCGACCUGCUCCUGAGAGCCCGGACCCGGGCCCGAGCGCCAGCAAGGUUAAGUGCCAGUACUGCCCGAAGCUUUUCGAUGCAAAAGCUCGGGGAGCUCAGGCCACCCAUCUCAACGCGUGUAAACGACGUCAUGAUGAGUUGGAAGCGAGUGAGGCGUACGAGAAGCGGUGUUCCAAGAAGGAGGCAAAAGCGAAACAACGAACACAUCGUGAGCUAUCCGCGAUUGCCGAGGUCGCCUCUUCGUUUCGCGGGCCGACCCUCGAAGAGCCCUCUGACACAAUAGCCGUGGACCCGUACACUCAAUAUAUGGAGAUCACGUUGACGGACCCAGGCUUCAAGGUCCUCGAAAAUCAGCCUCUCGGCGAUGAGCCCCUCGACGACCAGCCACUCGACGAUCCGCCACUCGAGACUAUGGAUAAUCACUUCUCAGACGGACUGCGGUCGCGUUCGGAUUCGCACUCGAACUCGAACGAAAGUUCGUCGAUGGCAGAUUUUGGUCGUGUAUCACCGCCCCCUGUGUCGGUGAAUUUCUCGUCGACGCGAUCGCGUGGUAGCCCUAUGGAGUUCAAGACCGAGUACCAGCCCAAGGGCCGACGGGCGGAGACCACGAGCUACGACUCCUACGACACGUUCCGCUCCCGGUCGUAUGUACCCGAGGCCAAAGAGGACGUCAAGCCCUGGUUUCCGUUUCGAUCUCGAGGCGAUAGCGAGUUCGCGUCGAUCGCCCUGGACGCCAAUCUCUCGGAUUCAGUCGUCAACCGGAUCCUUUCCCUCAUGCGAGAUGUGGUAGAAAAGAGGAAGGACGUCACAUUUACUAACUCUCAGGAUCUUCGGAAGGUUUGUGACGAGGCGGCGAAAGAGUUUACGCCUUUUCAGGAGCACCCUAUCAAUCUCGAACAUAAGAAGGACGAAAUUGAACUCAACUUCAUGGGGCGAGAUCUAUGGGACUGGAGUCUCGACCUCCUUCAUAACGAACAGCUUGCUCCCCACUUUGUGUGGGAUGCUCAACGCGUUUAUAAACAUAACGGAAGACUUGGCCCCGAGAGCAAUUACGUGAGGUUCAUCGACGAACCUUGGACCGCCGAUCGGUGGUGGGAUAUUCAGGACUCGCUGCCUCAAUACCCAGACGCUCCAUCGGUACCCCUCGCAUAUGUUUUCUACGCUGACAAAACCCGACUGUCUAGCGCUGGCAACGUACAAGGGUAUCCAAUUGUCGCUAGAUGCGCCAACCUUCCUGUCGACAUCCGAAACGGGCGAGGUGUUGGAGGUGGCCGAGUUGUGGGAUGGCUACCGCUUCUGCCAGGCGACGCAGAGAAGGAUGGAACCCUGAGUUACACAACACUGAAGCGUGUUGUAUGGCACAAAUCGGUGGCCAAACUAUUCGAAGGAGCUCAACAUUACUCGCACACCGGCUAUUAUUUUUCUGACUGCUUCGAUGGGAUCCCUCGAUGGUUGUUUCUUGUCAUUCUUAUUUUAUCUGCCGACUAUGAGGAACAAUGUGUCAUGGCUCUGAUCCGGGGAGCAAUGGGUAAUUUUCCAUGCCCCGUCUGCUUGGUACCGUCCGAUCGCCAAAGUAGGUGGGCGGAGAGCUACCCUCGGCGCUCUGCCGGGGUUGCCGAAUCUCUCUACGCCGACAUCAAGUCCGGCGAUCGAGCUAAGAAGAAGAAGGCCAGGACCCAGCUCCAAAACGAGGGCUGGAGGCCUGUCGAAAAUGCUUUCUGGCUUCUUCGAAGCUCUGACCCGGCUGAUGCGGUCACAGUCGACCAUCUCCACGCUUUCCAUCACGGUUUAUACGGAAAGCACAUCCAGCCCGAGCUCAUCAAGAUCCUCGCGAGCUUCGAGAACAGCCGCGAGUACCUUGGGAAGCUGGACAAACAGUUCUCCCAACUUCCGAGCUGGCGUGGCCUUGCCCAUUUCAACGCGGUCAGCACCGUCAAUUUCAGCGACGGGAAUAAAUUCAGGGAUAUUUCACGGCAAAUGCUAUUUGCUGCGCACAAUGUCAUCAAACGGACACAAUCUCCCGAGUUCCAUGUGCUGCUUUGCGUACUUAGUAACUACCUCGAGAUAGACUCAUACUUCGGACUCGAAGUCCAAACGGACGAGACACUGGAGGCUCUCGACAAGGAGGUGGAGCGCUAUGGAAAACAGCUAGAUGUAUAUAUAGAGGUUGCGAAGGCUGCGAGGGUGCGGAUUGAAGACAUCAAGAUCCUAUGGGAUUUCCCGAAGAAUCACGCGGUCCUCAAACACGCAGUCGAGGAUCUUCGGAAGAAGGGUGUCAGCCGCAACUCGACGACGAGGAUCAAUGAAGGAAUUCAUCCUCCCUUCAAGAGAUCAUAUUAUCUUCGGUGUAGUGGUAAGAAGGUCGAAAAGCAGAUCCUCAGGAUUGAAGACCAUCGACUCGCUGUAUACAUAAUCGAGGAACGGAUUCAAGCUCAAGAAAAGCGACUGAAGGCUCGCACAUCAGUAUCUGACCAUCACGACGACUGGAUCGGUCCCGAAUUCGAGGGCCAUUUCCACCUCGGUUCGCCAUCCAGUCCUCAAACCGUCAAGGACCUCGUCGACUCACAUCGCUCCUCGGAUCGAGCAUUCAUUAAUUUUCGUAAGUCUCUCAAGGUGUUCAUUAAUGAAGUCUGCCUUCCGGAUCGCGGUUACGCUGGGCCGUGCAUCAAGGUUCGCGACGGCUUUGUGGUUCAGGGGUUUCGCUUUGUAAAGGUAAACUACGAGUCGGUAGAGACUUGGAAAAUGUGCACGGAUCUCCUCCGGUGCACCCCCAGCUUCUACGACAAACCGCGGUACGAUUGCGCAAUCGUUCACCUCGAUGCAGAUCCCGACGUCUUUGGGAUCGUCCGCUUGGUUUUCCCAUUCAAGUUCACCAUCCCCGAGCUCGGCGCAAACUGUUCCCCUUUCCAUGCCGUCCUCGUGCAGCCGUACACCGGCGUGGUUGACUCCGAUAAAGGCUCUCGCACUCGCCGCACGGACACCGAGCUCGGUUUCCUUCGAGUUAAGGCGCAACCUCGCUCCGAGGCCAUUGUCAUCCCCGUCGCAUCCAUCAUCCGAGGCGCCCUCCUAUUCCCAGACUUCCGUCGACCCGACGAGUUCCUCGUCAACGACUACAUUGACGGAGACAUGUUCCUUCGAAUGAAGGACCUCAAGUGGAUCGGGCUACAGUAG